AUGACGUCGCCGUCCAGUCGCUCGUUGCUGCACACCGCUACUACCUGCAGCGUCGCCUCACUGCGCAGUGCAUUGACGAGAGAUCAACAGCUUGGCGCUUUACCACUCGUUACAGCAGCGAUCGAUGCGUUUCUACGCAAGACGAGGCGUCUCCAGUGCAGCGACAGUCAUAGCAGCUCGUCAGGCUUUGAGCGCGAGUACAGGGAGCUCUGUCGCUGCAUUCGCAAUGCAGUCGACGACGACCUGCUGCUCACGCCUCAGACGAGAGCGACGAAAGCCAAGAACCGGUACAAAAACAUCUUGCCAUUCGAGAAGACGCGCGUGAAGCUGCAGGACACAGCCGAGGACUACAUUAACGCCAAUUACAUUGACGGAGGCUACAUCGCCUGCUGUGCACCUGUACCUGCUGCGAUCUCGGACUUUUGGCACAUGGUCUGGCAAUGCGACGUCCAUGUUGUGCUUAUGCUCACCAAGUUUGUCGAGCAAGCGAGGCUUUCGGCCGAUGUGUACUGGGACACACGCGUGGACCACGCGGUGGACUUUGAUGGAGUGUACGUGAAGCUCGUGGCUGAACGUAAGCUGCCGUCAAGCCAGAGCAUUGCCACGAGAACGUUCAAGGUGUGGAAAGUGGACGACGCGGGACGCGAGAGCGAAAGUCGAGUGGUUCAGCAUUUUCAGCUGACGUCAUGGCCGGACCAUGGAGUGCUGCAGGACUACCGUGUCGUUGCUCUGCUUCUAGACAGCGUAAACAGCUACCAACGAGAGGCAUCGCAAGCGCACAAUGUGGACGCAAAAGUAGUGGUGCACUGCAGUGCGGGCGUCGGGCGGUCUGGCACGUUCAUCGCUAUUGACAUUCUGCUGAAGCAACUGCAUCGAGUGCUUACCGACACAAGCGACAGUGACGAGGAGAAGGCGCGGGCGAUGCAGCAUGCAAUGGACGUUCCACGUGUCGUCCACCGUUUGCGAUCGCAGCGACCUGGGAUGGUACAAACUCCGGAGCAAUACCGGAUGAUCUACCAGUUCCUAGCUGCCGUGGUGAGCGUCGAACGGCCGUGGUGA
Hyaloperonospora brassicae is the source of this 1059-nucleotide messenger RNA. Lineage: Eukaryota; Oomycota; Peronosporomycetes; Peronosporales; Peronosporaceae. The record is from the annotation of a GenBank genome assembly.